This is a messenger RNA of Corylus avellana, 1582 nucleotides long. Its product is annotated as geraniol 8-hydroxylase-like. Gene Ontology annotation, molecular function: monooxygenase activity; heme binding; iron ion binding. NCBI's taxonomy places the organism in Eukaryota, Viridiplantae, Streptophyta, Magnoliopsida, Fagales, Betulaceae. The record is from RefSeq and is a predicted model, not a curated record.
AUGGAUUUGUUGAGUUGUGUAAUUGGUCUUUGCCUCACUUGGAUCUUUCUGAAAACCUUCCAUAUAAUUCCUAGAAGCAAAGAAAAUCACAAAAAGCUUCCACCUGGUCCAAAACCUUUUCCAGUAAUAGGAAACCUCUUAGAACUCGGUGAUAAACCCCACAAGUCCCUAACCAUGCUUGCCAAGGCUCAUGGCCCCAUAAUGACCCUAAAACUAGGCCGAGUAACCACAAUUGUCAUCUCUUCAGCAAACAUGGCCAAAGAAAUUCUUCAAACACAUGACCAAAUCUUGUCGAACCGAACCGUCCCGGAUGCAGUCCGAGCCCACAAACACGACGAGUUCGGCUUGCCAUGGAUCUCCGUAUCGGGCCAAUGGAGGAACCUUCGCAAAAUAUGCAACGGCCAACUAUUCUCCAACGCGGCACUUGACGCCAACCAAGAUAUCCGGCGCAAGAAAGUGCAAGAGCUCCUCGCCGAAACUCGUCAAAGCAGCCUAACCGGUGAGGCAAUAGAUAUUGGCAGAGCGGCUUUCAAGACUACGCUUAAUAUGUUAUCAAACACAAUUCUUUCGACGGACUUGGCCGACCCGAAUUCUGACACGGCUAGAAAGUUCAAGGAGAUCGUAUGGAAUAUCAUGAAAGAGAUAGGAAAACCCAACUUGGCAGAUUAUUUUCCUGUGCUUAAGAAGAUCGAUCCCCAAGGAAUAAGGCAGCGCAUGACAGUAAACGUUGGAAAAAUGAUAGACAUCUUUGCCGACAUGAUUAGCGAACGGUUGCAGAUAAGAAAAGUGUCUGGUUCUAUCCCGAACAGGGAUAUGUUAGAUACCCUUCUCAACAUGAGUGAAGAAAACAGUGAAAAGAUGGACAAGACGACGAUGGAACAUUUCUUCUUGGAUCUAUUUGCCGCCGGCACUGAUACAACUUCAGCCACACUGGAAUGGGCAAUGGCAGAGCUACUCCACAACCCAGAGGCUUUGUCAAAAGCAAAAAUAGAGUUGGAAGAAGUAAUUGGCAAAGGAAACUCAGUCGAGGAGUCGGAUCUUGCUCGUUUACCUUACUUACAUGCAAUAGUCAAAGAAACAUUUCGGAUGCACCCGGCAACUCCUUUGUUACUUCCUAGGAAAGCUGAAGCAGAUGUAGAAAUCAAUGACUAUAUUAUUCCAAAGGGUGCACAAGUUCUAGUGAAUGCAUGGGCUAUAGGCCGAGACCCGAACUUAUGGGAGAACGCAAAUUCAUUUAUGCCGGAUAGGUUCUUGGGGUCAGAAAUUGAUGUUAAAGGUCGUAACUUUGAGAUUAUACCUUUUGGUAGUGGAAGGAGAAUCUGUCCUGGUUUGGCAUUGGCAAUACGAAUGUUGCAACUGAUGUUGGGUUCUCUUAUCCAUACAUUUGAUUGGAAGCUUGAAGAUGGGGUUACAGCUGAAAAUAUGAACAUGGAAGAAAAGUUUGGCAUAACUUUACAGAUUGCUCAUCCUUUGAGAGCCGUCCCUAUUCCGGUUUAAAAUAGGUUGAAGAAUUCACCCAUUAUAGUACAUUUCAUGUCAUUUUACUUCCAUAAAUAAAUUUGUUCAAAGUGAAUAACAAAGA